Molecule: messenger RNA, 267 nt
Organism: Lasiosphaeria miniovina
Lineage: Eukaryota; Fungi; Ascomycota; Sordariomycetes; Sordariales; Lasiosphaeriaceae
Exons: 2
Source: RefSeq, a predicted model, not a curated record
AUGGCUGUCACCACCGCCGUCUCGGACCUCGUCAAGUCAUUCGCCGAGCUGCUCUCGUCGCUCGUGCACUCGGUCUACGCCAUCGUGCACUCGCUCGUGGCCGGCUUCGUGCACCUCUUCGCGGGCUUCUUUGCCUUUAUCAGCGAGAUCCUGACGGGCGUGCUCGACCUGGUCGGCGGCCUCGGCCGCUUCAUCGCCGGCAACAUCGUCAUCCUCGGCGUCCUCGGCGCCGCCGGCUACGCCUACGUCCACUACACGCAGCAGGGC